This is a messenger RNA of Python bivittatus (Burmese python), 625 nucleotides long. The record is from RefSeq and is a predicted model, not a curated record. Lineage: Eukaryota; Metazoa; Chordata; Lepidosauria; Squamata; Pythonidae.
AGGGUAUUUUAAAGCUCUUUCUCCCCUUCUCACACUCACCAGAUUUCAGAAGGAACAUUUUCCCCUGGAUAUGGAAUUCUUCAUUCUGCUAGUCCUCAGCAUUGGAUUUUGCCAAGCCAGUCCUCUCCAACACGAAGUAGAUCAUGAUGACCCAGAAGUUGUUGACGCUGUGGCUAGAGCAAUAAAAGUGCUUAAUGAAGACCAAAGAUAUAGAACCAAAUUUGCUCUUCAUGCCAUCCUUCAUGCCUACAGAAUAGCAGGCCCUGGAAAAAAAUUCCAUGUCUUCUAUCAAGUAAGAGAAGCCACAUGUCAUACUGCCAUGGAUGAACCCUUGCAAAGCUGUGAUCUUUUAGGGUUCUCGAAAGGACCCUCUGGAAAUUGUACAGCCGACAUUGAUAUUCAUGAAUCGGAGAAGCUUGCCGCCAUUUCACAGAAAUGCAAAAUUAACCCAGGCCAGGAGAAGUUACUGUCAAUGGAUAUUGAAUGCAUGGGUUGCUGGCAUCCCAUUCACCCCAAGAGUUUGGAAGUGCUUCCUAUCGUGAGAUACACCAUACGGCAAUUUAACAAUCACAGUAAACACCCUGCCUUAUUUCAUCUUGAACGAGUAAUAAAAAUUGACCGUCAG